AUGUAUCUCAUUGUUCUUUCCUACCAUUUCCCUCCUCCUCCUUCUCCUCUUUCUUCUUCUUCUUCUUCUUCUUCUUCUUCUUCUUCUUCUUCUUCUUCUUCUUCUUCUUAUUAUUAUUAUUAUUAUUAUUAUUAUUAUUAUUAUUAUUAUUAUGUCCAUUCACUUACGGAGGCGUCACUUCAAAUAUCUAUCUAUCUAUCUAUCUAUCUAUCUAUCUAUCUAUCUAUCUAUUUGAGGCUAUAUCUAUCUCUGUGCCUACGAUGUUUCUUUCUUUAUCAAUCUUUCUUUCUUUCUUUCUUUCUUUCUUUCUUUCGGCCUGAGUCUAUUUAUAUCUAUCUCGGUGUUCGUUACUUCUUGUUUCUAUCACAAUCCACUUAUAAUUUCUUUCUUUCUUUCUUUCUUUCUUUCUUUCUUUCUUUCUUUCUUUCUUUCUUUCUAGGCCUACGAUGUUUCUUUCUUUAUCAAUCUUUCUUUCUUUCUUUCUUUCUUUCUUUCUUUCUUUCUUUCUUUCUUUCUUUCUUUCGGCCUGAGUCUAUUUAUAUCUAUCUCGGUGUUCGUUACUUCUUGUUUCUAUCACAAUCCACUUAUAAUUUCUUUCUUUUCUUUCUUUCUUUCUUUCUUUCUUUCUUUCUUUCUUUCUUUCUUUCUAGGCCUACGAUGUUUCUUUCUUUAUCAAUCUUUCUUUCUUUCUUUUCUUUCUUUUCUUUCUUUCUUUUUCUUUCUUUCUUUCUUUCUUUCUUUCUUUCUUUAGGCCCACGAUGUUUCUUUCUUUAUCAAUCUUUCUUUCUUUUUCUUUUUUCUUUCUUUUUCUUUCUUUCUUUCUUUCUUUCUUUCGUUCACCCAAUCAAUCUGUUCACAUAG
This is a messenger RNA of Acanthosepion pharaonis, 861 nucleotides long. NCBI's taxonomy places the organism in Eukaryota, Metazoa, Mollusca, Cephalopoda, Sepiida, Sepiidae. The record is from the annotation of a GenBank genome assembly.